Pseudozyma hubeiensis SY62 is the source of this 330-nucleotide messenger RNA. RefSeq lists its product as hypothetical. The coding region runs from base 1 to 330 and encodes 109 amino acids. The record is from RefSeq and is a predicted model, not a curated record. Lineage: Eukaryota; Fungi; Basidiomycota; Ustilaginomycetes; Ustilaginales; Ustilaginaceae. The transcript has a single exon.
AUGCCGCAAGAGACGCUCACCUUCCCACCGCUGUACUGCAUCGUUGGAGCGUACCGCUUGGCUCACGAUCCGGCGCUAUGGAAGCCCAUGUGGGAGAAAUGCUCGCACGCCGCUAAGCAGGCUCUUGUCGUCGCGGGCGUCUGGGGCGUCCUCACGUGGCCCUUCCAGCGACUGUUCGUGUACUACUUCAUGUCGGCGUCUGCUUCCGUGACGGGCUUCAACGCGGUGUAUGGAAGAGUGGUAGAGACGGCAGAUGUGACGGAUGAUAGCCUGCCGUUUCGUAUUCCGAUACCGAGUUUACAGAGUAAGUCCCUUCCCACCCUCCCCUGA